GCCCAUCCAACCAAGUUGGACAUCGGUGGCAGACGCGGGAGGAGCAGUCGCCAUGGAGAUGAACAAGAAGAUCGAGGAGGUCGUUGCCAAGGCGGGCGUUGCGAUCCUCAACGACGAAGACGCGCUCAUCGUGGACGAUGAGUGGACGCCCGAGCGCGAGACGUUGGCCCUCGAGCUCCUCAACCAGGACAAGAAGGUCGUGCCGGCGUUCUGGCAAGAAAAGUACGAGCGCGAAGCCGCCAAGAGCUGGGACCUCUUCUACAAGCGAAACACGACCAACUUUUACAAGGACCGGCACUACUUGCAUUUGGUAUUUCCCGAUUUGGCUCCCAAGGAAGAUGGCACAAUGGCUUCGUCUGAGCCGCAGUGGCUCCUCGAAGUGGGCUGUGGAGUCGGCAAUGCGGCGCUUCCGCUGCUCGAAGUGAAUCCGAACCUCAACGUCGUCGCCAUCGACUUUGCGCCAAAAGCCGUCGAUCUCUUCAAGGAGCAACCGCUCUACGAUCCGGCGCGCGUCCAUGUGUCCGUGUGUGACAUCACGAAGGACGUGCUCCCGGCCAUCAUUGACGAAGCCGGCGGCGUCAACUAUGCGCUUUUCAUGUUUUGUCUCUCGGCGCUGCGCCCUGACAAGAUGCAAGACGCUGUCGCCAAGAUUGCGAGCGCCGUGCGCCCCGGUGGCAAGAUUUUCUUUCGUGACUACGGCCGCUACGACCAAGCGCAGCUCCGCUUCAAGCCCGGUCACAAACUCGCCGAAAAUUUUUACGUGCGCCAAGACAACACGCGCGCCUACUACUUCACGACUGAGGAGGUCCAGACGCUCUUUGAAGCUGCGGGCAUGGUGCAGGUAGAGAACGAGUACAUUCGCCGGCAGUACGCCAACCGGUCACAAAAUGUUGUGCGCUUCCGCGUGUGGAUCCACGCCGUGUUUGAAAAGCCCAUGCAGCAGUAAGCCACCAAUACAGAGCUGUUUCCUUCUUGAAAGA
Molecule: messenger RNA, 980 nt
Organism: Saprolegnia diclina VS20
Lineage: Eukaryota; Oomycota; Saprolegniomycetes; Saprolegniales; Saprolegniaceae
Exons: 7
Coding region: 53-946 (297 amino acids)
Source: RefSeq, a predicted model, not a curated record